AAAUUCCAAGUGCCUGGGGAGACUGGGGGGAUGGCGGCGGGGAGAUAGGGAGUGUACGAUGCGAGACCGACUCUGCCCUUUGGAAACUGCCCGAGCGGUGUGUCCGGAUGUUGUGGGGCAGGAAUUUUCGCGAAGGGUGAGGGCUUUUUGAUCUUUCGUGUGACCCUACAGGUUUUGGUAUGAACAGGAUUCGGAUUCACGUCUUGCCAACCAAUCGGGGGAGGAUCACCCCAGUGCCUAGGUCUCAGGAGCUCCUAUCUUGUUCGUUCACUCAUCGCCCAUGCUCUCAACCUCGUCUGGAGGGGCAAGAGUUUUGUCUUAAGCAUAUCCUUGAAGACAAGAAUGCACCGUUCAAGCAGUGUAGUUAUAUAUCGACGAAGAAUGGAAAAAGAUGUCCCAGUGCUGCUCCAAAGCCAGAGAAGAAAGAUGGGGUGUCCUUCUGUGCUGAACAUGCCCGUAGGAAUGCCCUGGCACUUCAUGCUCAAAUGAAAAAGACCAACUCAGGGCCUAUGGGUGAAACACUCUUGUGCCAGCUGAGCUCAUAUGCUAAGACAGAGCUGGGAUCACAGACUCCAGAAAGUAGCCGCAGUGAAGCCAGCCGAAUAUUGGAUGAAGACAGCUGGAGUGAUGGUGAGCAGGAACCUGUUACUGUGGAUCAGACAUGGAGAGGUGACCCUGACAGCGAAGCUGAUAGCAUAGACAGUGAUCAAGAAGAUCCACUAAAACAUGCUGGUGUGUAUACAGCAGAAGAAGUGGCCCUGAUUAUGCGUGAGAAGCUGAUUCGUUUGCAGUCUUUGUACAUUGAUCAGUUUAAACGACUUCAACAUCUGCUUAAGGAGAAGAAGCGCCGGUAUUUACAUAAUCGCAAAGCGGAACAUGAAGCUUUAGGUAGUAGUCUCCUGACUGGCCCAGAGGGACUUUUGGCCAAAGAACGAGAGAACUUAAAGCGAUUAAAAUGUCUCCGUCGAUAUCGCCAGCGCUAUGGAGUGGAAGCCUUAUUACACAGGCAGCUGAAGGAACGCAGAAUGCUGGCCACAGAUGGUGCCGCCCAACAGGCCCAUACCACUCGUUCCAGUCAGAGGUGCUUGGCCUUUGUGGAUGAUGUUCGUUGUUCCAAUCAGUCUCUUCCAAUGACCAGACACUGCCUUACCCAUAUUUGUCAGGAUACGAAUCAGGUUCUCUUCAAAUGCUGCCAGGGGUCUGAAGAGGUACCCUGCAGCAAAGCAGUUCCUGUAAGCCUCUCUGAGGAUCCCUGCUGCCCACUGCACUUCCGGUUGCCUCCUCAGAUGUAUAAGCCCGAGCAGGACUUGGAUGUCGUGGGUGAUGGUAUGCAGUGCCCUCCUUCACCUUUGCUUUUUGAUCCUUCUCUAACCCUUGAAGAUCAUUCAAUCAAAGAAAUUGCUGAAGGCCCAGUGGAUAUCUUGGGCCAGAUGCAGAUGGCUGGAGAUGGUUGCAGAUCCCAAGGAUCUCGAAAUUCUGAUAAAGCCUCUGCACCAUUGCCUCAAAGUGGAUUGGCUACUGCAAAUGGGAAGCCGGAACCCACUUCUAUCAGUUGAUAGUGUGUUUUGGGAACCAUAUGACUUUGGUGAAUUUGAAUUUCUAUUCUUCAAACAAGUAUUUCUGACCAUCUCUCACUAACCAGGGGCAACCUGGACUACCUUGUUUUAUUUUUUUUCCAGAUUAUUGAGUGCUAUAAUCCAACAUAAAACCAAAUUUUGGGGGAAUGGAGCAAUAGUGUCCUAAAGUUCUGGGUUUCUUCCCACUGUGGGCAAGGAAGAGAUAGGAAAUCUCUGUCAAAGCUUCUGGGAUUGAGUGAAUAUUUGGGGCUGUCUAAGGGGAAAGAUAUCUUUGUAAUGGGAUUUCCCAUCACGGACAGGAAUCCACAUAGGUCGGACAGGAGUCUGUGUAGGUCUUUAGGAGGGAGCUGUGUUUGAAUGGUGCCCUUGAGAUUUUGAUGGCCCCCAGUGUCUGGUUAUCUCUAUGUAAAGUCCUGCAUUUUAGUCUUUCCUCACAUCCACUUAAUUGGGUAAUCUGAACCUCUUUUCCCAGUUAACUCUGACUUUUAUCCUCUGAGAAAGUAGCUAACAGGACUGGGCCCUCCUUAACCAUCCAUCUUGCUUCGAACCUAUGUAAAUUUUGGUGGUGGCUAUCUUAUGUAAAUUGUGGUAAAAAUUUAUUGUAUAUACUUUCUAUUAAAUGUUAAAGAAAAUGUUAUGAAAACAUAAAACAGUUACCUAAAUUGAAUGCAUGUUUUGUUUGUAUUUGGGAGUAUUGUCUUUUUUUUCUGGGUUUUAGGGAUCUGUCUCUGAUGGGAAAGAGAAAACGGCAGAGAGAGAUUUUCAUCCUGGGAAGUAAAUUUUCAGUAGCUCAUUUUGGUUUAAAGGAUAAGGUAAUAACCUGGAUGAAGUAAAUGAAAAGAGAUGGGACUUCUUAUUAAAGCCAACCAAUUCCAUAUAUUUUCUUUCCACUUUCCACUCUUUGUGUCCCCUACCCCCACUCGUUUCUUUCUCACAAUUAAUGCCUGGUUGUCAUUUCAAAAUUCUCUAGGGUUAGGGAUAUACAUAAAACAUCAAGAGAAACUGGGCCUGAUGCUGGCUUACUGAGAUAGGCAUAGGCAUUACCAAGGUCAUUUUGAUGUUGAAUCUUAGAGUAGGGUUAAUAUAAAUGAUUAGUUAAGGUUAAGGAUUUACCUCUUACUAUGGUACAUCAUGACCAUAGUGGCAAAAAGAGGAGGCAAAAGAUUACUUUUUGUGAGAACUGAACUGAGUAGCACAGAAGGGUUUAUCCAGUUACACCAUCAUCUUGACUUUAAGUAUUUACGUCCAGAAACUGGUUGAAAGUAACUCAUAGAAGGCCCAUCAAAUGAAUUCCUGAGAAGAUUGCCUUUAAGGUCUUCCAGUGAUACUCUUCAGUUUCUUGUUCCCACUGCUUUUUUGAUUCCUUUGUCUAUUACUUUUUACAUUUUAGCCACAGAGACAAACAUUGCUUUACAUACAGCCGUGAGCAAGAACGUUACUGCUCCUGCAGCAGGAUUGGAGAUUAGAUAUUCCCUUCCUAUUUUAAAACAAAAUGUGAUCUGUAGACCACUAGCAUGCAGAUCAUCUAUGGUGAUUGUGUUAAAUUAACAGGCUCCUGAGCACUUUCUGGGAGAUGGAGGCCAGGGAAUCUGUACUUUUGGCACCCCAGAAAUUCUGAUAGCCAUUUAAGUGCAAACCCAGCUGUGGUGAAUUUUGGAAAGGUGACAUAUAGCUACCAUUCUCCUUCAAGGUCCCGGUUCUAACUAGGCACAGGGAAAACAGGAGGAUUGGGUAGGAAGAUCCUCAGACUGUACCAUAUUACUGAGAACAAGGGAUAUGAUGUCCACCUGGCUGACAGCCAGUAAGGAAAUGAAACCUCAGUUCUAUGCUGCAUGGGACUUAAUUUGCCAACUCUGGAAUGAGUAGGAAGCAGACUCACCUAGAAUCUCCAGAAAGAAAUGCAACCUGCCCAUACCUUGAUUUAGCCUGGCGAAAUCUGUACCAGGAUUCUGACCUAUAGAACUGUAAGAUAAUAAACUUAUGUUGCUUGAUG
This is a messenger RNA of Galeopterus variegatus (Sunda flying lemur), 3570 nucleotides long. It is a transcript of the gene KANSL2, whose product is annotated as KAT8 regulatory NSL complex subunit 2. The transcript has 10 exons. Gene Ontology annotation, cellular component: NSL complex. The record is from RefSeq and is a predicted model, not a curated record. Bases 180 to 1556 code for a protein of 458 amino acids. Lineage: Eukaryota; Metazoa; Chordata; Mammalia; Dermoptera; Cynocephalidae.